Messenger RNA from Wyeomyia smithii (pitcher-plant mosquito), 2393 nucleotides. RefSeq names its product methylcrotonoyl-CoA carboxylase subunit alpha, mitochondrial (gene Mccc1). The transcript has 3 exons. The coding region runs from base 136 to 2223 and encodes 695 amino acids. Lineage: Eukaryota; Metazoa; Arthropoda; Insecta; Diptera; Culicidae. Gene Ontology annotation, molecular function: ATP binding; metal ion binding; methylcrotonoyl-CoA carboxylase activity. Gene Ontology annotation, cellular component: mitochondrion. The record is from RefSeq and is a predicted model, not a curated record.
CUGACAAGGGAUAACGAAAAACAAGAUUGUGUCGCUCAGUAGCAGAGCAGCGUGGCGAAUAGACUUGCUUUUAUGCAUUUACAAAAGUUUUAUUUUAUAAUUGUGCGGUGACAAAAAAUACAAAAUUUUCCCAAUAUGUUUGUUCAAUUGCGUUACGCCGUCUCAAGUUGCCGGUAUUUUUCUACAAGUCACCGCUAUGCAGCCAAAAGUGUUCCGAUACGACAAAUCAACAAACUGCUAAUCGCUAACCGCGGCGAGAUCGCAUGUCGCGUCAUGCGAACGGCCAACCGAUUGGGCAUCCAAACGGUAGCCGUGUUUUCCGAUGCUGACCAAGGUUCAUUGCAUGUCAACAUGGCCAACGAGGCUUUCAACAUUGGACCACCUGCCUCCCAGCAGUCCUACCUUCGAGGGGAUAAAAUUCUAGAGGUGGCAAAACGUUCUGGUUGCCAGGCAAUUCAUCCGGGCUAUGGGUUCCUGUCGGAGAACGUCGAAUUCGCCGAACUGUGUCAAAAGGAGGAUGUCAUCUUUAUCGGACCACCCGCCAGUGCCAUCCGUGAUAUGGGAAUCAAAAGCACCUCGAAGCACAUUAUGAGUGAAGCCGGAGUACCGAUCAUCAACGGAUACCAUGGAGAUGAUCAAUCGGAUCAACGGUUGAUACAGGAAGCAAAACAAAUUGGGUUUCCACUGAUGAUCAAGGCGGUUCGGGGUGGCGGAGGAAAGGGCAUGCGAAUUGCUGAAUCGGAAGCAGAUUUUCUGUCUGCUCUUCAAUCUGCCCGAACGGAGUCAGAGAAAGCUUUCGGGGACACCUCUAUGCUGUUAGAACGAUACGUCCGAUCACCGCGUCAUGUUGAGGUACAAGUCUUCGCAGAUCAUCACGGUAAUGCUGUGUAUCUAUACGAGCGUGAUUGUUCUGUUCAGCGGCGUCAUCAGAAGAUUAUCGAAGAGGCUCCUGCGCCAGGAUUGUCGGAGGAGCUGCGAGUUCAGUUGGGCGAAGCAGCCGUUCGUGCUGCGAAGGCGGUCAAUUAUGUCGGGGCUGGUACUGUCGAAUUUAUCCUGGACAAGGAAGAUUUGUCUUUCCAUUUUAUGGAGAUGAACACAAGACUACAGGUCGAACAUCCGAUAACCGAAAUGAUAACCGGGACAGAUUUGGUGGAGUGGCAAAUUAAAGUGGCUUCAGGAGAACCGUUACCGGCUCUGCAGGAUCAAAUUCGCAAGCAAGGACAUGCUUUUGAAGCACGAAUUUACGCCGAGGAUCCAGCUAGUGGUUUUCUACCAGGGGCUGGACCAUUGAAUUAUCUAUCGACGCCCAAACCCUCCAGUACAACUCGGGUGGAGACAGGUGUCAGGCAGGGUGAUGAAGUAUCCAUCCACUACGACCCUAUGAUUGCUAAACUUGUAGUUUGGGGUGGAAAUCGGCCAAGUGCGCUCCAGCUACUGAUAGAACAAUUGCGCAACUAUCAGAUUGCCGGUUUGCAAACCAACAUCAACUUUCUUAUUGACUUGGCUAGCCACAAACACUUCCAGGCAGCGGACGUUCACACUGGAUUUAUCGAACAGCAUAUGUCAACUUUGUUCCCGGUGAAACCCGUAUCCGAGGUGAAAAUAGCCCAGAUGGCCGUUGCCUUUGUUUUGAACGGGGAUGCCAGCGCCCGAAAGUCGUUGAAUCGUAUGAAUCCGUUUGAUUUGGAAUUAAACUUUCGGCCGAACUAUACUGCGACAAGAAGCUUCAAGUUGAAGGUCGACGGUAAAGAAUAUCAAGUUGACGUAAAAGUUAAGGGAAGUGAUUUCGGAGUCCGAGUUAAUGGCGCGAAUUGGUUACAAGUCAGCGCCACAAGAAAGCCGCACGAAAAUCGCUUCCUCUUGCAGACCAACGUCAACGGUCAAGUUUCCUGCUUUAAUGUCGUGAUUGAUAAUGAAUUGAUAAGUCUGUUCGAUGAGAGUGGUCUAACAUCAGCUGAAGUUGUCCAACCCAAGUUCCUUAAUGCGGACAGCGCUUUGGGCGGCGAAACCGCAUCCAGUGUCACUGCACCGAUGCCUGGGGUAGUGGAUAAGUUGCUUGUUAAAGCAGGAGACUCGGUAAAGGCAGGUACUCCCGUCGCGGUGCUGAUCGCAAUGAAAAUGGAGCACGUGCUUAAGGCCGCUAGGGAUGGGGUCGUGAAAGCGGUACUCAAUGCUGAAGGUGACAACGUACGAAAAGGAGCUGUCUUGAUUGCAUUCGAAUAGAAAGGCGGUCCCGCGUUAGCAGUUUGCCUUACUACUUGGUAACAUGGUUGCAUUUAAAAGGUGAAAGAUUGUGCAUUUAUUAGUGAUAAUUAUUUACAAAAAAAAAAUGAGAUGUAGACAAUGUUUGGACGCAAAGCGUUAUUUGAUAAUAAAUAUACUUGAUUUUCAAA